UUUCCGAUCUUUCGAAUACAUUUCUAACUUAACUGUUACAUCAAGAGAAAUGCCCUCCAACGUUGAAAUCAAAGCAAAAGUAAAAGAUUUUGAAACCUUCAAAAGAAAAGCAAAGGAAAUCAGUGAUUCAGAAGGAGAGAUUAUCGAGCAGAAAGACGUAUUUUUCAAUGUACCACAAGGAAGGCUCAAGUUACGAUUCCUUCAGAAUCAGCCAUCUCAACUCAUCUUUUAUCAAAGAGAUGACAGAUCUGGCCCAAAGGUGUCAGAAUUUUAUACUGCAACAACUGAUAAACCUGAUGAAUUAACUGAUGUUCUGUCCCGUGCAGUUGGAGAGAAAGGUGUGGUUAAGAAAAAGCGUCUCUUAUAUCUUGUGGGACAGACAAGAGUACACUGUGACGAAGUUGAAGGAUUGGGUUGUUUUAUGGAACUGGAGGUCGUGAUGAAGGAAAACCAAAGUGCAAUGGAAGGAGAACAAAUUGCAAGGGACUUAAUGUCAAAGCUAGGAGUUGAAGAAGCUGAUCUCAUCAAAGAGGCUUAUAUAGAUUUGCUUUCUACAAAAACUGCAUAAAACAAAGGGUGUGGUACAUGGAAGAACAAAAUGUAACCUAUAUAUCCAUGGACUAUCAUCCCAUCCACAAGAACAUGGUUAAAGUAUGUUCUUUCAUAGAAUCCCUUGAUAGCAAUUAACUUAGGUCUAAGAAGUUUAUUAAAGUUAACAAUGCAUCCUC
Pocillopora verrucosa is the source of this 728-nucleotide messenger RNA. RefSeq names its product adenylate cyclase CyaB. The record is from RefSeq and is a predicted model, not a curated record. Lineage: Eukaryota; Metazoa; Cnidaria; Anthozoa; Scleractinia; Pocilloporidae.